This is a messenger RNA of Syngnathoides biaculeatus (alligator pipefish), 1040 nucleotides long. RefSeq names its product sex-determining region Y protein-like. Gene Ontology annotation, cellular component: beta-catenin-TCF complex. Gene Ontology annotation, molecular function: DNA-binding transcription factor activity, RNA polymerase II-specific; RNA polymerase II cis-regulatory region sequence-specific DNA binding. Gene Ontology annotation, biological process: regulation of transcription by RNA polymerase II; canonical Wnt signaling pathway. The record is from RefSeq and is a predicted model, not a curated record. The coding region runs from base 54 to 1040 and encodes 328 amino acids. The transcript is spliced from 8 exons. NCBI's taxonomy places the organism in Eukaryota, Metazoa, Chordata, Actinopteri, Syngnathiformes, Syngnathidae.
GUUUAACAUGUGAUGACUAUAGACUCCAACAAUCCCAACUACACGUCAUAUGAAUGCACAGACAUGAGAAGCAACUCCGAGUAUUAAGAUACCAAAGCAACUCUGAGAAUACAAAAAUGGAAACAUCAGGUUUCACAUCCAAAGGUCUACCUCAAAACCCCGCUCAACCUGCUGGGUCAAGGUACAGCACCAACCCUCAGCCAGUAGCCAGCCAGAGCAGAGGCUUCAAUGGGUUCAUCCCCAUACAAAACUGUUACAUGCAAGCAAGUUCAGUGAUGAACGCUACCAGAAUGCAAUUUGUACCAAUGACUCAUCAGAAUGUACAAGCACAUCCCCAGAACACGGAGACACUUGCUCCGGUCUUUGACCAGACGAACUUUGUACCAGAGGUUAUGCUACCGAAUGGCAUGAACAUGCGUCCUGUUGGAUUACUGAAUGGAGAGCUGUUGUACAAAGUUACAGCUCCUAAUUAUUCUGCUCCCCUUCCGCCUACCAUCCCUAGGAUUAAGAAGAUAAACAAAAAAGUGGAUCAAACGUAUGUCAAGAAGCCGCCAAAUGCGUUCAUGUUGUUCAUGAAGGAACAUCGACAAGCCGUUAGGCACCAUUCCCACUUAAGAAAUAGUGCCGAUAUAAACAAGAUCCUGGGAAGGAUGUGGCAUUUGCUGCCUCAAGAGGAGAAGGCCAAGUACUACGAGUUGGCUGACAAAGUGAAGCGACUGCACUCCCAGCAGCAUCCAGACUGGUCCUGGAGGCACAACUACGGCAAAAAGGAGGACUGUGAUGAAAUUAUGGAGCCAGAUGCCAACAGUGUGCAAGCAGCGCUGGUGCCAGAGGUGGAGGAGGGAAGCGGACAGGCCGAGACUGAGUUUGAAGAUGACCCUGACUCCUUGUCUUUGAGUUCAAGAACAGAACAACUCUCUAUCGAAGAACACAUUUCCCAAAUAUACCUGAAACAGCAACCUGCCCUGAACCAGAGGAGUACCCACCCUUUGUCUAGAUCGCCCCACCAUUCGUCAUCCCGGCUCCGUCCGGACUGUUGA